CAAGAAGAAGAGGGGCGGGUCGCUAACACCGGAAGUUGCUAUGAUGUUACCAAGGUGACGUCCGAACGGUGUCAGCUGACAGGAAGCGGAAGCCAUGUGAGUCCUAUUGGUAGAAGUCUGGUUUUCUGACUGCGCUAGGAGAUGAGUGUGUUUGAGAGCAAGCUGUGCUCCCUGCUGCUGGAGGAACAUUAUGGGGAGAUUGUGGCACGUGUGGGGACCUUUCUGAUACGGACGGGCAACCAGCCGCUGAGAGUGAUCGUCAACGAGACCGGGACGUCCUUGGAUCAGGUGAAGAAGGCCCUGUGUGUCCUCAUACAGCACAACCUGGUGACCUACCAGCUGAACAAACGCGGCUUUGUGGAGUACAGGGCCCACUGCGACCGUUUCUUGCACAUCCUCCGAUACCCGCGCUACAUCUACACGGCAAAGACUUUAUAUGGGGACACCGGGGAGCUGAUUGUGGAGGAGCUGCAGCUCAACGGCAAAAUGACACUCAGCGCGGUGGUUAAGAAAGUGGCCGACAGAUUGACAGAGACCAUGGAAGACAGCAAAAGCAUGGAGUACAGCGAAGUGUCUGCCACCUUUACUCACCUGGCAGACACACACUUUGUGCAGCGGUGCCCGGGUCUGCAGGAGAAAGAUGCCACAGAAGGCCGCCCGCCGCUUGCCCCAACUCUGCAGAUGGAUGAGAAGGAGAUGUACAUCAUCCCUAAAGUAAACCUGACAGGGAGGGGCAAACGCCGCAGAUCAUCUGACGAUGAUGAUGGAGGCAGUCAGGCGAAGAGACAAAAAAAGGACACGGAGGUUAGCCAAGACGAUGGCAUCUACUGGCAAGUCAACACCGAGCGGUUCCACCAGCAUUUCCGAGAUCAGGCUAUUAUCAGCGCUGUUUCCAAUAAAAUGGAUCAGACCAGCAGUGAGAUAGUCCGGACCAUGCUGAGAAUGAGCGAAGUCACCACUUCAUCUAGUGCUGCGUAUACACAGCCGCUGUCAUCCAAUGAGAUUUUCAGGUCGCUCCCUACUGGCUACAAUGUCUCCAAGCAAGUGUUGGAUCAGUAUCUGACUCUGUUAGCGGAUGAUCCAUUGGAAUAUGUUGGACGGUCCGGUGACAGCGGUGGAGGAAUGUUUGUGAUCAAUCUGCACAAAGCUGUCGCUUCAUUGGCCACCGCAACGUUGGAAUCUCUCGUACAGGAGAGGUUUGGCUCUCGCUCUGCCAGAAUCUUCCGCCUCCUCCUUCGCAAGAGGCACCUGGAGCAGAAGCAAGUGGAAGAUUUGGCUAUGGUUCCCGCCAAAGAGGCCAAGGAAAUGCUCUACAAAAUGCUGUCUCAGAAUCUGGUGUCCCUGCAAGAAAUUCCAAAGACACCAGAUCAUGCCCCUUCUAGAACCUUCUACUUGUACACGGUGAACACCCUUCCCUGUGCACGAAUGUUACUACAGAGAUGUUACAAGACUGUGGCCAACCUGAUAGAGCGCAGGCAGUUUGAUACCAAGGAGAACAAGCGCUUGCUGGAGAAAUCCCAAAGAAUUGAAGCCAUCAUUGCCUCCAUGCAAGCUACGGGGGCUGAGGAGGGACAACUGCAGGAGAUCGAGGAGAUGAUCACAGCCCCUGAGCGGCAGCAGCUUGAAAACCUGAAACGCAAUGUCAACAAGUUGGACGCCAGCGAAAUUCAGGUGGAUGAAACCAUCUUUAUUUUGGAAUCCUACAUAAACAGCACCAAGACCAAAGUCUGAGGAGACCCCCUGUCUUCUUUCAUCCCACCGCAGGGCUACUUGCUGGGCACGUAAUCCAUAUUGGAAAGAAGGGAAACACUGGCACGUUGGCUUUCUGGAGGAAUAACGGGCUUGCAGUUGGUCCAUUACAGUGACCAGUCCCUGGGCUUCUGUAGGACGUCUGAAGGCCAAAUAGGACUUUGAAAUGAGCUCAAGUGUGUGCAAAAAAUAAUAAAUGUUAAACGCAAAACAA
Molecule: messenger RNA, 1963 nt
Organism: Xenopus laevis (African clawed frog)
Lineage: Eukaryota; Metazoa; Chordata; Amphibia; Anura; Pipidae
Gene: polr3c.S
Product: polymerase (RNA) III (DNA directed) polypeptide C (62kD) S homeolog
Exons: 15
Coding region: 142-1731 (529 amino acids)
Biological process (GO): DNA-templated transcription
Cellular component (GO): DNA-directed RNA polymerase complex; nucleus; RNA polymerase III complex
Molecular function (GO): single-stranded DNA binding; DNA binding
Source: RefSeq, a predicted model, not a curated record